Knipowitschia caucasica is the source of this 495-nucleotide messenger RNA. NCBI's taxonomy places the organism in Eukaryota, Metazoa, Chordata, Actinopteri, Gobiiformes, Gobiidae. The record is from the annotation of a GenBank genome assembly.
AUGAAGACGCUGCUGCUGACUCUGGCGUUGUCUGCUGUGUGUGGCUCCAUCUGGGCCUUACCUGCCCCCACGCCUGCUCCAUACCGUGCCUUUUGUAAAACCAUGUGGCUUUUUGACGCCAACUGCUCCGAUAUCAGCAUUGUGUUGGUAAAACAGAUUCAGUCCUUCGCCCCAGAGAUCGGAUGUGAGAUGUGCCACUACACUCUGGUGUCUGUCACGCCUCAGUACAUCAUGGCAAACCACACGUCUCCAGAUGGACUCUACACUGAGAUGAUCUCCAUUGCUUUCUUCCCCACCAUGGUGCCUGGAGGCUGCAGAGCGUCUGCUGUUUCCCAGUCUGUUCUCUUCUCUGCUUCUCUUCUCGACAAUGGAGUGAAUUAUUGUAAUCUUCACAAUCUGGUGACAGCCAGUGGCCUGUCCUCUCAACCAGACUUCCUGGAGAUGACAAAUGAGUGGGCUUGCCUGAGCGUCGGACUGGCAACUUGUGGGAUGUAG